Hydractinia symbiolongicarpus is the source of this 1232-nucleotide messenger RNA. Its product is annotated as ubiquitin-conjugating enzyme E2 G1-like. The record is from RefSeq and is a predicted model, not a curated record. The coding region runs from base 148 to 651 and encodes 167 amino acids. Gene Ontology annotation, molecular function: ubiquitin conjugating enzyme activity. The transcript has 5 exons. Gene Ontology annotation, biological process: protein polyubiquitination; proteasome-mediated ubiquitin-dependent protein catabolic process. Lineage: Eukaryota; Metazoa; Cnidaria; Hydrozoa; Anthoathecata; Hydractiniidae.
AUUUAUGAAAAAAGACCAAUGCGAUAUUGAGCGACAACAAACAACACAGAAGCUUCCAAUCUUUGCCAUAUUUUUAAAAAAAAACACCAUUUAUUUUCGUUAUUAUCUAGCUACAUUUUACCGAAACAUCAUAUAUUAUCACCUUCAAUGGGCGAUCAAGCUUCAUUGCUACUAAAGAGACAACUUCAAGACCUGAAUAAGAAACCUGUUGAAGGCUUCUCAGCAGGCUUGGUUGAUGAUGACAACUUAUUUAAAUGGGAAGUGAUGGUGAUGGGACCAACAGAUUCGUUCUAUGAAGGAGGUUUCUUUAAAGCACAUUUGAUGUUUCCACCUGAGUAUCCACAAAAACCACCAAAAAUGAAAUUUGUCAGUGAAUUUUGGCAUCCUAAUGUGGCAAAAGAUGGAGAUGUAUGUAUAUCAAUUCUACACGAGCCAGGGGAAGAUAAAUUUGGAUAUGAACGACCAGAGGAGAGGUGGUUACCCAUACACACGGUAGAAACGAUAUUGUUAUCAGUCAUCUCAAUGAUCAACGAACCUAAUGACGAAUCACCAGCCAACGUAGAUGCAGCUAAAGAAUGGCGGAAUGAAUACGAUACGACAUUUAAAAAGAACGUCAGACGAUGUGUAAGGAAAAGCCAGGAAUUUUUAUGAUACACAACAUUUCAUGUUUAAUCUGUAGUAAUACUCUGUAUCUCUUUAAAAUUAUGUAAAUGGAUAUCUUAAUAAGUUUGGUUUAAAGUUUUAACGAAUUAUGCUGCCAAAAACAGUCUAUCUUUUCUUUCUAGCAAAAUUUUCUUAAAAUAUUCUAAAUAACUUGCCGCCUUUUUUUUCGGCUUGAGUUAGUCCGACAUUUUUUUAUCUUAACGGUAAUAUCUAAGUUUUGAUAGAGUCUUGUUCACUCGUUUAACUGUAAACUUAAUGCCUCGUUUAUCCCCGACGCGCAGCGUCUAACCUGAUACAAUGCAAAUAUUUUGAAAACUUCUCAUUUGAGUGGUGCAGUGUGUUAUGCUGGUGACAUUCUCAAGGUACAGCUUGACGUCAAGGGAGGGUGCAUAACACUUGUUUUUACAUCUACAACAACGAUGAUAUUCCUCAGAUUUAUAAUAAAUUAGUUUACGAAACGUUUUAUUGUGAUAAAAACUCUGCUUUCAUUCAUUUAGAAUCUGUUGUAAAUCGAACAUUGUAUAUUAUCUAUGAUGAAAGAAAAUUAAUACAAAAAAUUUCAACCACAA